UACCUAUAUAGAGAGAUGUCUAAGGUUGCAUUCAUGAAAAAUAGUGACCUCAAAGGAUGUCUCAGCUUACUGCAAGUAUGGGCAUGGGAGAGGCUGCAUUUGAAGCCGAGACUAUGCGUGAAUUUACAAUUAGACGGACAAAUUCCACUAGGAUGCAGAUGGAAUGUCCAAAAAUGUUUUGACGAGACCCCGGCGAGACAGUUAGAUUUCUACCGAAAUGAGCUUGACCGCAUGAAGAUUUUUCAGAUGGAAUGGGAGCCCUACACCCCAUUUCUCGAUCAUCUACCCCCGAUAUGCACAGAAUACCCAGUUAUAUGGAGAGCCAGAGUUCCUCUAAUAUGUUUCGAGAUAGUAGAAAUGCAUGUACCGGACCGCGUGCUUCGACAAUUUGGUCUUGCACAACAUGUUCCGCAAUUUGUUGAAAAAAUAGAGAGGAAGGCGAAGAAAGGAGGCCAACAAAAGGACUGGGCAGCUGAGCAUCAAAAUUAUAUACACAGAUGGAAUGAUAGACAUUUUUGUAUUGUUGAGCAAAUCGAGCCAACUCCCCAGGAAUCAGAUUACUACACUUGGUAUUGGAGGAUAACUAGAAGAUGGAUACUCCAUGCGACCACAUCCCCGGUUGAGUUGCAAAGAGGAUAUGUGCCUCGGGGUAUAGAUGAGAGAGAAUUAGUAUCAGCAAUAGAUGAUGUUCAAACCAUUGCAAAUAGUGGCUUGGAAUUGGCUCGAGCAGGUACAUAUCCCGAAGCACAGAAACAUGCAUCAAUAUAUCAGUCGAUAAUGCAGAGGCUUCACCAAGCCUUACAUCGAACUCAUGAAGACCUUCAUGAUGGACGAGAAGUACCUCAAUUAGUAUACACACGUCAACAACGACACAGACGAGGACGACGCAGAAACGACAAUGAAGCUGGGCCUUCCCAACGUGUUGACGAUGGAGCUGGACCGUCACAACCACAAACGCAACCGGAUCAUGAACUCAUCGAAGGUCGGGAUAGAGGAGGCCGAAGACAAAGGAGGAGGAGAAGAGUUCUUGGAUGUAUGUAAGCUAAUUGGUAUUGUUAUAUAAAUUACAAUCCUAUUUUGAUAUGUACAUUACAAACGUAUUUCGGGACAAUAGAUGGUUUUUGGAUUUGUAGCUGAGAUUGUGGUGUGACUUAUUAGAUUUGUAAGUGGGUUUGUGGCGUGAUUUGUUGGAUU
Asparagus officinalis (garden asparagus) is the source of this 1194-nucleotide messenger RNA. Its product is annotated as serine/threonine-protein phosphatase 7 long form homolog. The transcript has 5 exons. Bases 16 to 1041 code for a protein of 341 amino acids. Lineage: Eukaryota; Viridiplantae; Streptophyta; Magnoliopsida; Asparagales; Asparagaceae. The record is from RefSeq and is a predicted model, not a curated record.